Messenger RNA from Onthophagus taurus, 2374 nucleotides. NCBI's taxonomy places the organism in Eukaryota, Metazoa, Arthropoda, Insecta, Coleoptera, Scarabaeidae. The record is from RefSeq and is a predicted model, not a curated record.
UAAUUAAAUUAUUAUUAAUUAGACCGCGUUAUACAUCAUUUGACUAAGCGACAUUUUAUCGUUUUAUAGUUAUAAAUGUGCUAAAAAAUUACGUUGAGGAUAUCACAUUUUUUUGACGUUUCGUUAAAAAAAUUUUUUGACAUGACGAGAAGUUAGUUAUAAACGUAAUUUUUCCAACAGAUGGCGCUAUCUCGUAUGCGUCUUAAACCGACAUUUUUUGACGUUUCAUUAAACGAAGUUUAUUUUUAACUUAUUUCUUAUUCCAUCGACAGUAAAAGUUGUGAAAAAUGUCACUUGAAAAGUGAGGUUAGGUUGGAUUGAAUGGAUAUUUCGUAUCUUGUGGAGAAAUUCAAGCGAAAUCGCUUCUUAUGAAUCGCUAAUAUGAAAGAAAAUCUUCGAGGACGAACUAAUUAAUGUGGUGCUGUUGGAGAAUCCAAUAUUUACAAAGAAAGAAUCCAAAACUUCAUCUUCGAGAUUACCAUGGAGAUAAUCGCCACUAAAUAAAGCGUACAAUAAUAUAUAUAAGCUUUAGUAACUAUCUCAUAGGUGGCGUUACAAAAGAAAUUAAUCCGUCAAAUGUCAAGUUUGAAAAAUUUAAAAAAAUCUAAUUUUUCUCGUUGAAAUGACCUCGAGGUCGAUUUUGCAAGUUUUCGAUCAAUACCAAAAGGCUCGCAUUGCUUUUGUACAAACGGUGGCGGAUUUGGCGAUUCGGCCUCAAAACGUUGAAAUUUUAAAUCAGGCUCGCGUUAUAGAUUUACUUCGGCCGUUAAUCUCGGAUAUUUGCAUGCAAAUCCAGCAAUGCGCAAUUAUAGCUUUGGGGCGAUUAGUUAAUCAUGACCCGAAAAUCGCCCAACAGAUUUUAAACCAAGAUUUUUUGCCGGUUUUAAUCCACGAUCUUGAUAAACAAAAUAAAUACCACAAAAAGGCUGUUCUUUUUGUGUUACGCUCGCUUUGCAAACAUGACGCAAAUAUGGCUAUGGCUGUGGUUACUUCUGGAGGUCUUGAAGCGUUAAUAAUUUGUUUGGAGGAUUUUGAGCCUAUGGUGAAAGAAAACGCAGCUUGGGCGUUGGGUUACAUUGCAAGGGGCAGUCCGAGUUUAGCCCAAAGCGUCGUCGACACAGGGGCUUUACCAUUAUUGGUGCUUUGCCUCCAAGAGCCAGAGAUAACCUUGAAGCAAAUUGGGGCGAGUUCUCUCUCUGAUAUUGCAAAGCACUCAAUUGAGCUUGCGCAAAGUGUCGUUGAUGCAGGGGCGGUACCCCAUUUUGCUAAAAAUUUAAAUAAUCCUGAUGAGAAAUUAAAAAAACAAGUUUUGCAUGGAUUAAGUUGUAUUGCAAAGCAUUCGAAUGAUUUAGCAGAAGUUGUAGUUGAAGCAGAGAUUUUCCCAAACGUUUUAAUUCAUAUGGCGCAUGCUUGCCCGGCUGUAAGAAAAAACGCAGCUUGUUUAGUGCGAGAUGUUGUAAAGCACUCGUUGGAGCUAACCCAAUUGGUGGUUAACACCGGGGGAAUUGGAGCUGUUAUUGAGUACAUGGCCCAAAGCCUCGAGGAGUCUAAAGUCCCUUGCAUCACAGCUUGCGGAUACAUUUCUGGACAUUCUGAUCUCUUAGCAAUGUCUGUGAUUGGUUGUCAAGGUGUCAUCCAAUUAAAAACGAUUUUGGAUGAAAGCGAGGAUGAUGCCACUUUGUGCGUUACGGCUUGGGCUUUGGGGCAAAUUGGAAAACACAGCCCGGAGCAUUCGAAAGCUGUGGCAGCUGCCGGCGUUUUCCCGAAACUCCUCAGUUUGUAUUUAGCUUACAAUUCCUCCGAGGAUUUAAAGUACAAGUGUAAAGUUGCGUUAAAACAAUGCCUACAAAAAUGCUUGAUGCUUUCCGCUUUGGAACCCCUUCUCAACGAUUGCCCCAAGAACAUUUUAAAAUACGUUUUGGGACAAUUCAGUAAGGUUCUUCCAAAUGAUGCAAAAGCGCGUAGAUUAUUUGUAACAAGCGGUGGAUUAAGUAAAGUACAAGAAAUCGAUGCAGAACCCGGCUCAACUUUAUUAGAGUACAUAACAAUAAUAAAUUCAUGUUUCCCCGAAGAAAUUGUACGAUAUUAUUCUCCCGGAUAUCCAGAUACUUUAUUAGAAAAGGUUGAGCAAUACUCACCGCAAAUGAUGACCAUUCUACGAGAAACCGACGUCAAAAAUACCGAUGCGCAAACUCACGAUACCCCAACUCAAGACACUUCUAAUAAUAGCCAAGAAAUGAAUUUGGUCGAGAGUCAAUCUUUACUUUUUUAAAGGAUUCAUAAAGAAGUUUUGUAGAGAAAUGAGUAAGAAGAUUAUUGUUUAUUUAUUCCCAGCAUUUACAAGAUAAUUUUCUUGUUUAAUAAAACUUUUAUU